Saccharomycopsis crataegensis is the source of this 1764-nucleotide messenger RNA. RefSeq lists its product as uncharacterized. Bases 1 to 1764 code for a protein of 587 amino acids. Gene Ontology annotation, molecular function: ATP binding; nucleic acid binding. The record is from RefSeq and is a predicted model, not a curated record. The transcript has a single exon. Lineage: Eukaryota; Fungi; Ascomycota; Saccharomycetes; Ascoideales; Saccharomycopsidaceae.
AUGAUACUAAGACAAAUAAGACGCUUUCAUAAUAAGAACUUCAAACUUUCUGUUGACCCAAGUGUCAAUUCCCUGUUUUCGGAGCUCAAGAUGGUUCCCAGGGUUACAGAUGUGCUUCCAAAUAUCAAAAUCAAUCCCAAUUACCCCACGACCACUCAAAGGAAGAUUCUUUCGGUAUUAUCUGCAAAGUAUUCCUUGUUGUCACGUCACCAUCCUGGGACAGGCAAAUCUAUGUCAUUCUUACUUCAUUCACUAAAUUUGCGUGUGAACAAGGUUCUGAACAAUGCCACUUUGAAGAACAAAAACGAUAUUCUUCCUUCAGGAUUACUACUAAUGAACUCCGCUAAUUGUGUUUUGCAAUGUCGUGAUUUGUUCAGGAAAAUGUACCCUACCCCUAAUGAUUUGCCAUUUUCUGUUGAGUUCUUGUAUAGAAGUUCUGAAUCGGAAGUGGAAGAAAGACAAGUCGAGUCGCUAUUAUCCAAUUCUACAAAAUGUCAUUUAAUCGUCAGUACCCCCUCAAGGUUGUUAGAUAUUAUUUCUCAGUCCUCCCCUUCUUCUUUGCCUGAUUUGCAGAAUCUAAGAUUUAUUGGUGUCGAUGAUGCUGAUUCCCAGCUAUUGGAUGCUAAUAAUGAAGAAAUCAUUGAUUAUAAUCAACCUCAUAAAGCUCAGCCUGCGGAAUUACUUAUUGAUUAUUUAGUGAAGAACAAUAGAAAAUCAGAAUUUCUUCAGCUAGGUUUCCUAAACUCUACUAGCAUUAACGCAAAUCUACGAUCUUUUCUUGAACAUAAAACUGAUGCUUGGUUUUCGGGCAAAGAUACUAAGAGUAACAACUGUGUUACUAUUGGAGCACCAGAAAUUGAUAUAUACAAAACAAUCUCAGGAAGACGCAUCCUGAAAGAUAUUGAAGUUAUCGGAAUUGCUACCAGUAAAUCUGAAGAGAACCAAGUCAUAUUGAAGAAUAUCAAAAUUCCUGAUAUCCCUGAAGCAGGAUCACAAUUAUUGAAAGAAAUAUCAUCACCGGAAACACAAAAAUUUGAUAAAGAAUUCAAAAAAUACAGACUUUCUGCAGAUGUGAAGUCAAAAAUCAACAAUGAGCAAUUCUUGAAUGAAAGUUUUGAAUCCUUAAGAUUUUUUCUCAAGGAUAUAUUGGGAAAAAAAGAGUCGCCUCUUUUAGUGAUCCCCGACACAAUUUCCAUUUUAAAAGUACAAGAAUUGUUGGUGAACAAUAACAUUGAUAGUAAAAUAUGGAAGAUAAAUGGUCCUAGCGAUAAAUUGUAUUCAACAUUCGAAGAUUUCAUGAAACAUAAAGCAGGUGAGAAUCCAAAAAUAUUGAUUAGCUCCAUGCAUGGCAUUGGUGGUAUCACCUUCCCACAGUUGAAGACUAUCAUUGGAUUUGGCAUCGAUACAUUCAAGGAUUCAAAUGCCUUCGUGAAAUUGGCCUCAAGAUUACGUUAUUGGCGUAAAGGAUUGGUGGAUCCUGUCAAAGAAUUCACUUAUGUUUUAGAUCAAAUGGAUAAACCAUCCGAAUCAACAGGCAACGCUGUCGAAUCAGAGGAAACAAUACAUGAGACUGGCAAAAAUGAGGUCAAAAAUACGAGCAAAAUUAUCCUAUUUACUAGCAAAAAGGACUUCUGUGCAAGAGAAGCGUUGGCAUUAUACAGAACCAUUCUUAAGAGUGGACUAAAGCGGUUGAAUCCCAUUAACCGGUGCCCCGUUGAAACGCUCUCCGACUACAAUUUCGAUUCGAAGCAAGACCAGGCGUAA